Paramecium primaurelia is the source of this 1032-nucleotide messenger RNA. The record is from the annotation of a GenBank genome assembly. Lineage: Eukaryota; Ciliophora; Oligohymenophorea; Peniculida; Parameciidae.
AUUUAAUAACUAUAAUAGCAGAAUGCCAAAUUAAUUCAGAAUAGAUAAAGUAGUUGUUUGUUGAUCCUCAUAUGGCAUUUCAAAUGUUAUCCUCCAAUGGACAUGAUAUCGAUUAAUCAGAUAUUAAAAGGUUCAUCUCUCUUAAUGAUGAAGAAAUCAAACAUCUCAUUAGCUAAUUCAAUUCCAACUCAGAAACAAGAUUUACAUAUGCAGAGUAAUCCUUCAUAUUAUUAUAUAGUUUUAUUAAUUCCUUAAAGCUUAAUAACAACAACAAUGUAAGAGAAGCACUUAUUAAACUGUUGUAAUAGGAGGCAAUCAAUUUUAAGUAAAUUCUUUGUGUUUUCCAUAGAUUUUAGUAAAGUUUAAAUACUCAAAGAAGAUAGUAAUUUCAAUCCUACUGAAUUAUUUAAUUAGAUUGAUUAGUUUGGCAAAGGUUACAUUACACACAGAACUUUAAAAAAAUGUACAAAUUUAUCUAACGACUACAUCUCGGCUUUCUUUAGAUUUCUCGACAAAGAUAAUGAUGGCAGAAUUUUUGAAAGUGAAUUUUUAUCAGCCUUCAAAACCUCAUAAAAACAACAACAAUUAGCUGUUUAAUACAAAGAUUUAAGAUAAAGUUAAGAAAAAGAAAAAUAAAUAAUUUAAUAAUGUUAAUAGAUCUAAUAAAAUCUAUAAAUGAAUGAAGAAAAAAAUAGCUAAUAAAGAAUUAAAUAAGUCUAACAAUUAUUAUAGAGUAGAUAAAACCUAGAUCGCUCUAAAGGAUAAAAUUCAUAUUCCUCCUUACUUAAAGUAAGAUAAUAAUUACUUUAAAUUGACUAUAUCAGAAGAAAUUCUCAACGUGAAACCUUUGAAAGACUUCUCAAAUAUUAACAUCAAUUAAUUAAAAAUAUAAAAGAGAAGAAUGAAGAAACUACAUAAAAAUAGAAGAAUCUUAGUAGUCUCCAUGAUCAAUUAUAUACUAUGAGAACACAAUAAGAUUUAAGUCUUAAAAGAAAACGAGAGUAUAGUAUUCAUAGUUAAUCUUAAUUAUGA